AUGCGCGGUUACAUGAUCUCGUCUCCGAUUUUGAUUGGCUCUAGCGAAACCUGCAUAGCUGACAGAUAUUUUUCCCUGUUAGACGAGCUGAACACAUCGCUGCAACAACAGUUUACGGACGUGUUCACAGUGCGAGGCAAAAUGGAUUCAUUUAAAAGAGAAUGCGACUGUGGCAAGUACGGUUGGCUGAAGAUCUGCAAAUGUUCCAAAAUUUUGAUGAUUAUAUGA
Molecule: messenger RNA, 228 nt
Organism: Soboliphyme baturini
Lineage: Eukaryota; Metazoa; Nematoda; Enoplea; Dioctophymatida; Soboliphymatidae
Source: the annotation of a GenBank genome assembly